Messenger RNA from Paramecium tetraurelia, 546 nucleotides. RefSeq lists its product as uncharacterized. The record is from RefSeq and is a predicted model, not a curated record. NCBI's taxonomy places the organism in Eukaryota, Ciliophora, Oligohymenophorea, Peniculida, Parameciidae. The transcript has 3 exons.
AUGAUCUAAUAGAAUCGUUACGAAAUCAUUAUUAAACCUCAAGAAAUACGAUUUGAAGUAGAGCUCGAUGUGACUGUAAAAGUAAAGGAUGUUUUCGAAGAGUUCAAAAAUUUGCCUAAUGUUUAAGGAGUAGAUGUUAACAAUUGGACUUGCUUUUCUGUUUAAAGAAAAAAGUAUCUUUAAAUUGAUGAAGAGAUUGGAAAUUUUUAAAGGGAAAUUUUAGAAAUUAAUACUUAACCCUAGCAACUAUAGUAAUCUUAGUCACCUCAAGUAAUAGAAAAUAUUAAUGUAAAAAUUGUGAUCAAAGAUGGAGCUAUCGAUAGAAUGUUGGAUGCUGUCUUCAAAACCAAUAAUACUUUAGAUGAUGUAGCUAAUACUGUUUAAUAGUAUUGUGCACUUGAAAUAGAUAAUAAGACAACAGCUAUUGAUAUAUUUAUUUUUGGGUAACCCUAUAACGAUAAAGUUAAAAGAGGAAAGCCAAUGUCAGAUUUAUAACUCAAAGACAAUUUAACUAUAGACGCCAAAAUUAGAUGGAUAGGAGGUUGA